CUUUCAAAAAAUUGUAUGGAAUAAUUAAUUCUUAAUUUAUACAUUAGUUUUCUCAUGUUUGAGCUCGUCAGACGCGUUCUAUACUCGCGUAUUAAUCUCACAGAACCUAAACAGCAAUCUUUUUUAUGAUUGGAUUUUAAAUUUACAUAAAUGGAUGCUGAAAAACAGAAAGAUGAAGUAAUUGCACUGGAAAGUAUUUAUAAUAGAGAAGAAUUUUCAUAUCAUGAGGAAAAUGGUAGUUACCAGUGUACCUUUAUGAUAUUCAUAAAUCUUCCUCCAAAGUAUUAUGCAACUUACAAGGAUUUUAGACGUUUGGAUGAACCUGAACAAACAGUUAAGAUAUCUCAUUUACCACCUCUAACACUCCGUGUUGUUUUACCAGAAAAUUAUCCUUCCAAGUUACCACCUAAAUUUACUUUAUAUUCACCUUGGUUACAUGUAUCAUUGUUGAGUAAAUUAUGCAAAAAAUUGGAUGAAUUAUGGGCAGAAAACAAAGGACAAGAAAUUUUAUUUACAUGGGUGGCAUUUUUACAAGACGAGACUUUGGAAUUUUUGCAUAUACAAGAAAAUCUUAAUAUGAAUUAUAUAUACACUUAUUACAAAGAAACUUUAGAAAAAGCCCAAAACAACCAGAAAAACAGAAUAAUAGAUAAUAGUGGCAAGGAGCGUACUGAAGAUGUAAGGAACAAGAUGAAAGUGGGAACUAACAGUAAAUAUUUAAGUAAAAAGAAGUUGAUACAAAAACGCUAUGAUAAAAGAGCUAUUUUAGACUGUCCUGUUGGAAGAAAUCCCAUUCAGAUAUUAAUUGAUUACAGUGAAAAGAGAAAUCAAAUUGAAUUUAAGAAAAAUUUCUAUACUUGUAAAAUCUGUUUUGUAGACAAAUUAGGAGAGCAUUGCACACAGUUCUUGCCUUGUUCUCAUGUAUUUUGUAAAGAUUGCAUAACUAAUUACCUAGAAAUAAGAAUCAAAGAUGGAAAUGUGCAAAAUAUUUAUUGCCCUGAAGAUGAGUGUACUGCUGAAGCAACUCCUGCACAGAUAAAGGAUCUAGUAAGUUCAGAAUUAUUUGCAAAAUAUGAUUCUAUAUUAUUAAGUGCUACAUUAGCUACUAUGACAGAUAUAAUAUAUUGCCCACGACGUAACUGUCAAUAUCCAGUUAGUUGUGAGCCAAAUGAACAAAUGGCAAAUUGUCCAAUUUGUCAGUAUGCAUUUUGUGUUUUUUGCAAAAUGGUAUAUCAUGGUAUAGAGCCAUGCAAACUUUAUUCAGCUGGAACACAUCAGUUAGUAACAGAAUAUCAAGAAGCCCCUGAUGAUAAGAAACUUCAGAUGGAACAACGUUAUGGUAAAAAACAACUUUUAACUUUAGUAGAAAAUACCAUGUCUGAAAAUUGGAUUAAAACUAAUAGCCAAAAAUGUCCUAAAUGCAAAGCUGCUAUUGAGAAACUGGAUGGCUGCAACAAAAUGAAAUGUUGGCGAUGUAAUACACCUUUUUGCUGGUUAUGUAAUACUAUAUUAAAUCAUGAUAGACCGUACGAACAUUUCGAAGAUACAAACUCUAAAUGCUAUAACAUGUUAUACCAUGGAAUGCCAAUAGAAGACGAUGAUGAAGACGAAGAUGAUAACGUUUUUUUCGACUUGCUACAAUACUUAGACGAGCACGAGCCAGAAGAGGAAUUAUUUUAUGAAUUCUAAUAUAAAAUUUAAAUAAAUGCAAUAUAAAUACGUUCAAAAAUAUGGUAUCCAUUAUUACUUUUUAUGUGAACGUAUUGUUUUUAUAUGGAUCAUAUAAACAAAACGUGUGCUUCUAUUUAUCAUUUUGCGUAAUUUUUAAAAUUUGUAAAUGUCCCACGUACUCAUUCGUACGGUUCUUUGUAUAAAGAAACGCACAAAUAAAUGUAUAUUUUCGCUGGUUUA
Messenger RNA from Osmia bicornis bicornis, 1911 nucleotides. Its product is annotated as E3 ubiquitin-protein ligase RNF14-like. The transcript is spliced from 5 exons. Gene Ontology annotation, molecular function: zinc ion binding; ubiquitin protein ligase activity; ubiquitin conjugating enzyme binding. The record is from RefSeq and is a predicted model, not a curated record. Gene Ontology annotation, biological process: positive regulation of proteasomal ubiquitin-dependent protein catabolic process; protein polyubiquitination; ubiquitin-dependent protein catabolic process. Bases 151 to 1689 code for a protein of 512 amino acids. Gene Ontology annotation, cellular component: ubiquitin ligase complex; cytoplasm. NCBI's taxonomy places the organism in Eukaryota, Metazoa, Arthropoda, Insecta, Hymenoptera, Megachilidae.